AUGACGACUGUGAAGGUCUACAGAGGAAUAUUCGUGGCAAAUGCCUUCAGUUUCUUCUACUCGGCCGGCCAGUCCUGCUUAAUCCCAUUCCUAUCCUACUACUUCCUCUACCUGGGACUCACUCCGCUACAGACAGGACUUUUAUUGGGAGUGAAGGCAAUCACAUCCGGGCUAUCCAACGUCUUUUGGAAUCUUUGUGUAGCAACGACUGCCAAGAGAUCUAAAUGCAUAUUGAUAUUUUCACUGACGGUGCUCAUGUUCUCCCACCUGAUAAUGGUACUACUGCCAUCUUUGGACAAAGAGAAAUCAGAAAAAUUCUGUAUCUCCUACAAUAAUUUCAAUAAAACUGAUUGGGGAAUUAGCGAGAAUAACGCAUCGAAGAAAAACGUUAGUGACGAUGGCGGCUUGGAAGGGUUUAACUACACGUCGUUAUAUGUAAAUGGUUCGAUAAAUGGGUCAGUUAAUGGGUCAACAUUGAUUAGCAAUGUUAAUGUUGGUACUACCAAUACUAGAAAUUUUAGUAUUGAUACUACUACUACCAGCGUGUUUGUGGUGCAACAACGUACAGAUAAAAAUGUGAGAGAUGAUGGUGGUGGUCAUAGUAAACAUAGCAGUAGUAGUAGCAGCAGUAGCAACAACAGCAGCAGCAGCAGCAGCAGCAGUAGUAGUAGUAGCAGUAGUAGUAGUGGUAAUGAAAAUAAUGAUAACAAUAUUAAUGAGGCAGGAAAUUCACAACAGUUCAAUCAAAAAAGAUCGGUCAAUUGGCGUGAAUCUAAUAAUGAAAAUAGCGGAAACAACAACAACAACAGCAACAACAACAACAGCAGCAGCAGCAGCAACAGCAGCAACAACAACAACAACAACAAAAGCAAAAUGGAUGGUUAUAAUAACGAUGGUGCGGAAAUAGAUGAGGGAGUUAACGACUUCUACGCCGAUAAUAGGAUUAAUAAUUUUAAAAACCCUGAUGGAAAAACUCCUCUCAAAUCGUCUGUCUUUAUUGGCGGGAAAAAAUCAAUACCCCCACCAUCAUUAUCAUCACCAUCGUCGUUGUCAUCAUCAUCAUUAUCGUCAUCGUCAUCAUCCAUAUCAUCGGCUUCACCAACAUCACCACCAAACGAAACUUCUACGUCGUCAUCAUCUAUUUCCUCUUCCUCUUUCUCUUCCUCAUCAUCAAUAAAUACGUCAUUCUCAUCCACCUUGCUGUCAUUCUCAUCCACCUCGCUAUCAAUUUCAUCAACGACAUUGUCAACACUUUCGUCGUCGUCUUCUUCAUCGCUUCCAACUGAUAAACUAGAAUAUAUAAGAGACCAAAUAUUUGGCGCCAUGUUAAUAUUAAUUAUCGUCUGCGAACUGUUCUCAUCACCAGUCAAAACCUUAUCUAGCGAGUUGUACGUUGAUUUUUUGCAAUCCUCUAAUCAGGUAUUGACUAGAAGAAAAACUACAAGUUGCUGGUCAGCCCUGGCGGCGGUAUCCUUUCCCUGGUUUGUUGUGCUCCUGAUCGACCACCUGCCAUGCCACGUCCCUCCACUCAACCUUAGUAGGAUCCUUUUCCAUUUUUGGACUUUCUUCCUUAUCCACAUCCUAUCCUUGCUUCUCUGUGUAUUUUAUCCCAUUCCCGUGCCGGAUGCUAUCCAGGAGGAUGGGGAAAAGUCGACCGGAAGUAGACAUCGAAGGCGUCGUCGUAGUCACGUGAUUAAUAAGUGGGAGAGUGUGUGCAAGGGCUUGAAGCUGAUUGGUUUAGAGGGGAGAAGUGUGCUGUCAGCCGUGACAGUUCUGAUUGUUGGUUUUUGUGGUGGUGUUUUGGUUCUUUUCGUCCCCUGGUUCAUGCAUGAGUUCAUUAAAGACGGGUCUGAAUUAUUUAUUGGCGCCACAAUCGGAUUGGCCGCAGCCGGUGACCUGGUUUGCACGUUCUUCGGUGAUUGGCUAUCAAGAAAAUCGGGUCACAUCAUCUGCAUUUUAAUUGGUUUGUUAUUAACCGGAGCUCGUCUUGCGUUUUACGGAUUCUUCAACCAACCACUGCUUGCACUAGCGGUCGAAAGCAGCAAUGUGGUCGGUGGGGCGUUAGUUGUAGCGGCGGCACACGACCAGCCGAUAUUCUUGCAUCAAAGAAAGUUGAAAAAUAAAAAUUCGCAUUCAGCUCUCGCUAGCACGAUGAGCAUAGAAUCGGCUCUGAAGAUGAUGAGAAGAAUCGGUUUCGGUGUCGGUUGCAUCGUAUCCGGGUUGAUAUAUCAGCGGUAUGGCCGAAAGAUGGCGUUCUGGUCGAGCGGGAUGGUGGCGGCCAGCUGGUUCCUGAUGUUCGCCCUCAUGUACCCCUGCUGCAAACGCAAGUGCCCAAGUCCGGGGCGCAAGAAAAGGAGGGAGAAUGGAGAGUCUCUGUUAAUUAGGCGCUACAAACAGCUAAAGCAAGGAGAGGAGGAUGACGAUGACGACCUCGAUGAGGAAGAGAAUGAUGACGAGAGAGCGGAAGGAACGGAUGAUGACGACGACGUCGAAGAGGAGGAGGCUGAAGAUGGCGCAGGAUGGCUGGGGGCGGCCCUCAAGAAGCAGAAGAGAUGA
Molecule: messenger RNA, 2556 nt
Organism: Helobdella robusta
Lineage: Eukaryota; Metazoa; Annelida; Clitellata; Rhynchobdellida; Glossiphoniidae
Exons: 3
Coding region: 1-2556 (851 amino acids)
Cellular component (GO): membrane
Source: RefSeq, a predicted model, not a curated record